This is a messenger RNA of Branchiostoma belcheri (Belcher's lancelet), 1135 nucleotides long. RefSeq lists its product as uncharacterized. The record is from RefSeq and is a predicted model, not a curated record. Bases 243 to 785 code for a protein of 180 amino acids. The transcript is spliced from 4 exons. NCBI's taxonomy places the organism in Eukaryota, Metazoa, Chordata, Leptocardii, Amphioxiformes, Branchiostomatidae.
CGUGAGAACACGAGGCGGAACGAAGAGGAUAGUAACGGGGCUGGUACUGUAAACAUACGGACGCGCCAGUGGAGUGCAGCCCCGAUUCUAGAACACCGUUCGAACAGAACGUUUGUCUGCAGUAAAUACAGAACGUAUAGAACGUCCUCCGGGCUGUUCUAGAACGGUGUUUUAUUGUACGAUUGUCUCCUGGCCUAGCGACGGAGGGUACAGUGGCCCUAGCCGGGAGCGUUCCCGACAAUAUGCCGCUCCCAAAGGUCUACGUGGAUUACCUGAGAGAGCCGGAGAAGACCAAGCGGCCACAGAAGGAGGGUAGUACACACCUGCCUAAGAUCCCUGUCGUCAAACUGCGCAAGCCUCCCAUCAGUACCAGGAAAGGCAUCAUAGACUGGGCUGAUGUGGCCACUCUCAGAAAAGAGCUGAAAGACAAGGUUUACCAUGACGACCAACAGAAGCGCUACCGCUCCGACUACAUCCGGACCUCCCAGGACUUCUACCGGAUGAAGAUGGACAAGCUCCGACAGGGAGACCCGAAAACUCUAGACAACAUGAAGGUAUGUUGCAACGUGUACCUGGGGACGAGUAUGGGGUCCAGAAGGGCUAUCAGAGACCUGGUCAGUGUGCUCCGGCCAGACACUCGUGAUCAGAGACCGGUCACACAGCAACCCCCAUCACAGCCUCCUACCAACGAGACAGAAGCGGAGAAACAAUCUGACCCGGAACCGGAAAAACAACCUGACCCAGAACCGGAAAAGACAGAUGAUGAGACGGCAGAAGAAGAAUAAUGAUGGGAAUCUUGAACUCAAAUUUUGUAUGAUAAAGUUGUUGCCUUCGAACUUCAAGAGACUGGCUUGCAUGUAGUUGUAGAAAAUCAAGGUCAUUUUGAGACUAUGGAAUGGAACUAUAUGUACAUAUGCUCCCGAAGUGCCAAUGUUCUUUCAGUAGUCAGAUGUCCUUGAUUCAUACAACCACCUGUAUAAUGUCCUUGAUCCAACAGUCUAUACCAGAAGAUCGUCUUGCCUUUAAGCUGGAGUUAGCGACAAAGCCGCUAGGCGUCAUUCAUUAAUUGUACGUGUGUGUUCAAAGUGUGUUUGCUUUGUUCUCAGUAACCUAUGAGCCAACAGUUUAUGCCAUG